AUGGCCGAGGACGCAGGGGAGGUCAAGUGGAGAGCGGUGCAACCCCAGUCGUUCAUCGACGUCUUCAGCGAUCAGCCCAGCUGGGACCAGAGGCAGUUCUACGUGACGAACUCCGAGACCAUGGAGACGCAGUUGCUGGACGGUCACGGUUGGGAGUGCGAGGUGGACGACCGCAACGGCUUGGCUGUGCUCUACGACGGCGACGGCAGAGGCCAGUAUGCCAACAGGAAGCUUGCCCUUCACCUCUUCAAGCACAACCAAUUGGGCACUCGAUUGUACAGGGGUGACUUGGUUGUUGGCUCGAUUAGCGAACUUCGCGCCCGUCACACGUUGGUCAAAGUGCCGAUUGCAAAGUCUGAGAUGGGGACCUUCGUGAACGUGCAAGUCGCUUUGUUCUCGUUUCCGUCAGUCGAGGGCCGUGUGUUCGUGGACAUUUGCAGUCUGUGGCGCAACUUUGACUGGAAAUUCUCGCCUGGGUCAGGGUCCGCAUGGUUCCAGCAUAGAGUGCCGAAGUGGGAGAAGCUGGUGAAGCAGCUCAACCUCGGCGACGCGGCUUACCGUCGAAGCUUGCCCUACGCCAGCUUGCCCGCAGAAGACGACGACUCUAUCGACAUCAGGAGGUGCCUCCUGUUCCCGUCGCUCAGCGUCCCGCUGUUCUUGGCGCACUUCGUCAACAGCAUCGGUGCGACUGCGAAGCAAGGCGGUGCAUUCACGCAUCCUGAAGCUAGGGCUGGGUGCCGACAUAUCGUAUCGUACUUACUCUCGUUCGUCAAGCCGAACACGGUUUUCCAACUGCGGCUCGGGAAGGACGUGAGGCGGGUUGGGAACAUGCCCAAGGGAGACAUUCCUGCCGCCAUGCGCGUGUCCGAUGACCUCUCCGCGUGCUUCCUGGGGUUCGAUGAUGUCAGGGUGCCGCCUGAGAUUCGGCAGGAGGCGAAGAAAGUUGUUCUGAAGGAGUGGCACGGGAAGCAAUUCCAGGAUGCAGCCAUCAAAAUGAUCACGUUCGCAGUGCAGUCCAAGAAGGCCAGCAUGACGGCGUCGGUGGCGACCCAGGUGCUGUGGCAGGUGUCCCAGAUCAUCGAGGACAAGUACAUCAGGUCGGCCCAGGUCGAAGUGCGAGGGUCGGAUGGGACACCCCGUGCUUUGCAACCGAGGCCCAGCGACGUGGAUGCGCAGAUUGAGCGAUCGAAAGUGUGGGACCCCAAGAACAAGAGGCACGUGAAGCGGGAGCUGUGGAGGUACCAGGAGGCGUGCAAGCAGGAGAUGACCGACCGCCUGUUCUACAGCAUGGCGGGCCCCGACGCCACGAAGGUCGGGGCCGACCUCGGCAUCCAGGGCGCUUUCAUCAUGAAUGCAGAGUCUGGGAUCGUCGCAGUGGCUCCUCCCCAGGCCGAGGCCGUCCAGAAGACGUACUUGACCCAUUUCGAGUGCGCAGGCGAGGAGGGCAGGAAGCAUGGUCUGAGCGUCUGGAAAAAAAGAUCCCUGCGCAUGGCGAAUGAGCAGGCUGGGAUCCAGACUUCAGGUAAGGAUGAGCCAGUUCGAAAGCGCCGUCGCAUGAAGACGUACCAGACAAUGUUGACAGUGCACAACAUGCUCCUUCAGACCACGGGGAAAGGCAUAGAACGGUUCCACAUCAAGCAAGUUGACGGGAAGUACACGGACCCUUUCCAGUGGGCCCACCUGAAUUUAUCCACAGACCAGGGCCCCGAUAACGUUUGCAUGCAGAACUAUCUCACGGCAACAGGGUUCAACGUUCACACAGACUGGGACUUAAGCCACGGUGCUCACAAUGACGUGUGCAAGGACAGUUUCAAGCAGCGGGGCCUUUGGAGGCAUUCGUUGCGCGUCAUGUCGGCGAUGAAUUGUGCGUACGGGAGCACUCUUUCGCCUCCCAGGCUCCAGCAGAUCCGCGAGGCGGCCGCAGAGUACAUGAGCACAGUGAAUUGUCGCACAGACCCCUGGUUCCAGUUCUGGAUGCCUCACAUCGUGAAGCAACAGAAGCUUGAUAUCGACAUCAGCGCCGACGACGCCUCCGAGAAGGUUUGGCGGGUCCUGCAGACGGCCCCAAUCUUGUGGUGGAAGGGGGCCAAGGCAAAUUUCGCCAAGUACUUCCUCUUCUCUAAGAAGUCGGAGGAGGACCUGUCUCUGUUUGCAGUCAAGGCCUGUCUGUACGGCUACGUGUGCGCUCAGUUCGGCUACAAGGCAAAGAAGGCGCCAGCGGGACCAGCGGCUUCUGCUGCGUCGUCCAGCGGACCAGCUAUCGGCGCCGAUGCCACCGUGAAGCAAGCGGCGAAGGCAACCACAGAGGACACGCUCAAAGGCGAGAACCAGUUGCAUGGCGCGGCGAUGCUGUACGCAGACGUGCAGGCCUUCCACGCGCAGUGCAUCAUUGCGCACGUGACGAAGCCUGCGCGGAAGUGGCACUCUGAUCAGAACACCACCUUGAGAGAAGGCGGUGCCGCCAUCCCUUGGGAAACGCGCAUGCUCAAUGGGGAGCUGUGGGAGCAUUUGGAGGACACAGUGAAGGUCAUCGGCACCAGCACGAACUACAACGACAUGGGCAUCGAGUCUGAGUGGCCCCCGACGAAAGGCAUCUCCGCGGACAGCCCCAGGAUAUCGCAGUCGGACGACUUCGCACGGAUGCUCUGGGACCUCUGUUUCUCUAUCGUUGGGCAUCGGCGAGCGCGGCUCCUUCAACUUUCAGAUGGGUACCCUCGGCAGUUCACGCUCCCCCUGAACGAGGGCUCCCGUGCCGCGGUCUUGAAGAGGUUCAAGGAUGACUUCACGAACCACUUGGCCGUCUGCAAGGUGGACGCGGCGUGGGCCAAGGGGUUCGCGGAGAGGUCCCCGUUCAAGAGCAUGUCCGUUCUCCAGAUAGGAUUGGCAUUCCAGGUUGAGAAAUGGCAGUGGACCGAGCGCAUGAACGAUCUCCUCUCCGCCCGCAUGAAGCGGAUCAUUGUGUCACAAUUGGUGGAGGAUUUAUUCAAUCGUGUAAAGAAGAACGUGGACCUCGGCAGCAACACGCAGUGCUGCAUUGAGGGGGCCUGGGCCCUGCCCAUCGACAAGAGGGUUGCUUCGUCUGUGCACAAGUACAAGGAGGUCGACCACACUUCCGUAUUGUUUGCCCGCAAUGCCGAACUCGAGGACGAGUGCUUCAGGCCGCCCUUGAGGCCAGGCCGCCAGUCCGAGGCAGUGCGGGAGCUGAAGCUGAAUCAGGUCAUCGGGUACGGCGAGGCGUCCUGGUACAGUCCUGGCGCGUCCAGGGCAAUGACGCCGAUUGCGGAGAUGCUUGCGCUGCGGGAUGUGACGGCUGCAAAGGAUCUGAGCUUGUGCCAGAAGCUUUGGAUGGGAAGGCUGGUGUCGACUCGCAUGUUGUUCAGGAAGAAGGAGACCCAGGCGUGGUACAUCGGCGUUGGCGACAUCGUCUCGACGCUGGCUGUGGGAUGGCCAGCCGUGCGAGUCCACACAUCUGGCGCUUACGCUCCACAGCAAGGGGGCGUGAAGCCUGGUCUGUUUGCAGUGUUUGACCUCUCCAAGUGGGAGGCCUGCUCGAUCGAGAUCUGCAGCCCGUUGCACAACGCCAUCGUGGCCGAGGGUGGGAAGGACGGCAAGGAGGUUUCGCUCCAGCGAUCGUCGCACUACGGUGACAUGGGUGUUCUGGCCAGGACGUCAGGGCCAAUUGCGCCUCUCCUGAACGUCGCAGCGAGGCAGGCGUUCGGUCGGCUCCCGCUCUCGUUCCUGAAAGUGCUCUCGGAGGAGUUGGGCGUUGGGGGCGGCGUGACUCUGGUAGAAGUGCUGAGGGGACUUAUCAAGCACAUAUUCCCUGAAAUUGCUGACGACGACCUCCUGGCUAUCUUGCGCCAGCGGGAGUACAACUACGAGGAAGUGGACGACAUGGCGGACGUGAUGGACGACGAGAUCAUCGUGGAGUCGUUCGACACGAAGGACCAGGUGACCUUGAAGAAGGAGCUCGAGACUUUGAAAAUGUCCAACGAUGAGGUUAGGGAGUACAAGUCGGCCGUGCGCGACUUGCACCACGCCCUGCUAGGGGACAAGAAGAUUGGCGAUCUGAAAGCAGCUGCGAGGCGGAGGAUGCGGGACCUGAAGUACCCCAAGAAGAUCUUCAAGACGCCGAUCGGCCACGACGACCUACCGCAGGCGCAGGCCAAGCUUCUCCUGCCGCCAGGGGCCACGGCGUGGCGAGGGAACCAGGUCGGCAGCUGGCAGGUCCACGUCAAGCCCCACCCUCGGCACAGCGAGAGGUGGGCCAAUCACGGCAACAACAGCUACAACGCGAUGCUGGCAGCUGUGCGUUUCGCGUGGUCGCAGUGGCUUGGCGACCACAUGCUGGACUCCAAGGACUGCCCCAUCGAUGGGGUGUUCUAG
Prorocentrum cordatum is the source of this 4386-nucleotide messenger RNA. Lineage: Eukaryota; Dinophyceae; Prorocentrales; Prorocentraceae. The record is from the annotation of a GenBank genome assembly.